AUGCAACAGGAGAAAGUGAUGAUGAUGAGGGAUCCAGGUCCAAAGGAGCCGCUGGACGCCAUCUUGAGGCGUCUGCAGGAGGACGUGGUGACUUUUGUCAAAGAGCAGCUGCAGAGGAUCCAAAGGCUCCUGGCCUCAGAUUACCCAGAAUGCUCUGAGAGUGAGGAGGAGAGCAGAGAGGUUCUGAAGAUCGCCCUGGACUUCCUGAAGAGGAUGAAGCAGGAUGAGCUGGUCCAGCGCCUGCAGAGCAGAAGCACUGUUGGAGUUUGUAGAGAUGAACUGAAGAAGCAGCUGCAGCAGAAGUUCAGCCGUGUGUUUGAGGGCGUGGCUAAAGCAGGAGACUCCGCCCCCCUGACCCAGAUCUACACAGAGCUCUACAUCACAGAGGGCGGGGCCUCAGAGGUCAACCAGGAACAUGAGACCUUCUACAGCUCUGGACAGAACCUGCUGAAGACACCACAGUCCUCUGAGAAACUGCUGAAGACACCACAGUCCUCUGAGAACCUGCUGAAGACACCACAGUCCUCUGAGAACCUGCUGAAGACACCACAGUCCUCUGAGAACCUGCUGAAGACACCACAGUCCUCUGAGAACCUGUUGAAGACACCACAGUCCUCUGAGAACCUGCUGAAGACACCACAGUCCUCUGAGAACCUGCCUAAGACACCACAGUCCUCUGAGACCCUGCUGAAGACACCACAGUCCUCUGAGAAACUGCUGAAGACACCACAGUCCUCUGAGAACCCGCUGAAGACACCACAGUCCUCUGAGAACCUGCUAAAGACACCACAGUCCUCUGAGAACCUGCUGAAGACACCACAGUCCUCUGAGAACCUGCUGAAGACACCACAGUCCUCUGAGUCUGAGGGAACUUUCUACAUCUGUGCUGUGGACCAGGCCUUACAGAGUCCAAACGGACACCUGGACCUGUUCCUGCGCUUCCUCCUGGGGCUGUCUCUGCCGACCAAUCAGAGGCUGCUGUCAGGUCGAGUGUCUGUGUUCCUGGACUCUGAGGCUGGAUCUCUGUCCUUCUAUAAGGCGGUCUCUGAUGGAGAACUGUUCCACCUCCACACCUUCACCUCCUCCUUCUCUGAGCCUGUGUUUCCUGGGUUUAGACUGUGGUCUGAAGGUUCCUCGGUGUCUGUGGUGGAUCUGAGGAGAGCGCCCCCUGCUGGACAAUACAAUACUUCUUCUUAA
This is a messenger RNA of Knipowitschia caucasica, 1197 nucleotides long. NCBI's taxonomy places the organism in Eukaryota, Metazoa, Chordata, Actinopteri, Gobiiformes, Gobiidae. The record is from the annotation of a GenBank genome assembly.